AUGUCCUCAGCUACAGAAGUCAGUCCUGUGAAAGCCGAGGCAACGGGGCUUCAGACCCUGGUACAGGCGUGCCUCAUCGCGGGAGGGCACCCAGAGGAAGCCCCGGAGCGUGUUUUGCGUCACUGGCCGGUGCCUAGCAUCGCUGGGACUGUGGAGAGGGGGCACCAGCUCAGGGGCUUGGAGGCUUUUUCCCCCUGUGUGUCCUGUUUGAGAGCCAAACGUUGCUGAGGACGUGGCAGAGGAGCAACCGAGGCGAUGGCAGCCGAGGCAGGGAUGCUCGAGCUGCCCUUCGUCCGCGAUGACCAGCUCACCCGGUGCAUGCGACUGCGAUUCCAGAGCCUGCAGCAAAAAAACGCGAGGCCCCAGGAUGGUGAGAAGCUGCUGCGUCCCAAUGAGCACAUCUACCGAGUGGAUUUCAUCCGGCAGCACAACCUGCGCUUCCUCCGCUGGAACAUCCAGCUGGAGAGACCUGGGAAGGUCACGGUGACCGGCACCUCCCAGCACUGGACUCCUGAUCUCACCCACCUUAUGAACCGACAGCUGCUGGAGCCAGUGGGCAUCUUCUGGAAGAAGCCAGGGGCCAAGGAGGUGGAGUGCAACGAGGCAGAUGCCCAGGAAUUUGGGGAGCGGAUAGCGGAGUUAGCCCAGAUCCGCAAGGUGAUGUAUUUCCUCCUCGCUUUCACUGACGGCCUCGAACCAGCCCAGAUGAAGGGCUCCAUCAUUUUUAAAGCCUGA
Molecule: messenger RNA, 735 nt
Organism: Aptenodytes forsteri (emperor penguin)
Lineage: Eukaryota; Metazoa; Chordata; Aves; Sphenisciformes; Spheniscidae
Gene: OMP
Product: olfactory marker protein
Biological process (GO): sensory perception of smell; signal transduction
Cellular component (GO): axon; neuronal cell body; cytosol
Source: RefSeq, a predicted model, not a curated record